AUGCGCACCGCAAUCCUCACCACGAUCCUCACCUUCGCCCUCACCGGCCUCACCCAAGCCGCCUCCCUCGGCAUCGAAACAACCCACGCCGUCGAAUGCACCCGCAAGACGCAGAAGGGCGACAGCGUCAAGAUGCACUACCGCGGCACCCUCGCCGCAGACGGAACCCAGUUCGACGCGAGCUAUGACCGCGGCACGCCGUUCAAGUUCAAGCUUGGGGCCGGGCACGUUAUCAAGGGAUGGGACCAGGGUCUCCUUGGGAUGUGUGUUGGCGAGAAGAGGACGCUUACGAUUCCGCCGGAGUUUGGGUAUGGGGAGCGCGGCGCCGGGGGGGUUAUUCCUGGUGGUGCGACCUUGAUUUUCCAGACGGAGUUGCUGGAGAUUGAGGGGGUGGAUAAGGAUGAGCUUUGA
Aspergillus mulundensis is the source of this 411-nucleotide messenger RNA. RefSeq names its product peptidylprolyl isomerase family protein FPR2 (gene fkbp3). Lineage: Eukaryota; Fungi; Ascomycota; Eurotiomycetes; Eurotiales; Aspergillaceae. Gene Ontology annotation, biological process: protein peptidyl-prolyl isomerization. The record is from RefSeq and is a predicted model, not a curated record. The coding region runs from base 1 to 411 and encodes 136 amino acids. Gene Ontology annotation, molecular function: peptidyl-prolyl cis-trans isomerase activity. The transcript has 2 exons.